AUGGGAAGACACAUCAUAACAGGAUUUGCCUUGCUUUUCUUCUUAUCCAAAAUUACCAAAUUAGGUUCGUGUGAAGGAUGCAUUGAAUCAGAGAGGCAAGCUCUUUUCAAAUUCAAAGAAUCCAUUCUUCAUGAUCCACAUAAGAUACUUUCCUCCUGGGAUCCCAAAACCAACUGUUGCCUGUGGGAUGGCAGAGCUUGUCAUGAUGUUACUAGUCAUAUCCUCAAACUUAAUCUCAGUUUUCAUUUCCUAGAAGCUACUCACAUUGAUCCAUCUUUGACGGAGCUACAAAAUUUGAUUUAUUUGGACUUGUCUUGGAACAACUUCAAUGGUGUCCCAAUUCCUAUCUCUUUUGGUUCUAUGGAGCAAUUAAGAUAUCUUUCUAUCUACUAUGCUAAUUUCACAGGGAAGAUUCCUGCCAAUCUUGGAAACCUCACAAACUUGAAAUUUCUUGAUCUCAGUUGGAAUUAUUUGCAAAUCAAUGACAUGAAUUGGGUCUCUAAGCUUCAGCCUUUGCAACAUCUUAACUUGAAUGGUGUUUUCCUUGAUAAAGCUCACAACUUGUUCUAG
Prosopis cineraria is the source of this 570-nucleotide messenger RNA. Its product is annotated as receptor-like protein EIX2. The record is from RefSeq and is a predicted model, not a curated record. NCBI's taxonomy places the organism in Eukaryota, Viridiplantae, Streptophyta, Magnoliopsida, Fabales, Fabaceae. Gene Ontology annotation, molecular function: protein binding. The transcript has a single exon. Bases 1 to 570 code for a protein of 189 amino acids.